AUGGUACUCGGCAACGACUUAGAAGCCCGACUGCCUGCUUGCACACAAGCCGUCUGUGCAUAUCCACACCUCCCACCCACACCCGCUGCCACCCACCCACCAGCGCCAGAGCCUGCAGACACUGGCCAGACCGCAGCGAACCCACACAAAAACGAUGGCAGCGUCCCACCUCGCCGAGUUCCGCCUGCGAUCCGGAAGCCUCAACGUCCAACCCUCGUCGUCGUCGCCUUCGUCCCCUUCGCCGGUCGCCGCCGCCGCUGCCGCACACAAUCAGCACUAUGUGCCACCCACCCCUCUUGA
Gaeumannomyces tritici R3-111a-1 is the source of this 300-nucleotide messenger RNA. RefSeq lists its product as hypothetical. The transcript is spliced from 3 exons. Bases 1 to 300 code for a protein of 99 amino acids. The record is from RefSeq and is a predicted model, not a curated record. Lineage: Eukaryota; Fungi; Ascomycota; Sordariomycetes; Magnaporthales; Magnaporthaceae.